Molecule: messenger RNA, 855 nt
Organism: Vitrella brassicaformis
Lineage: Eukaryota; Vitrellaceae
Source: the annotation of a GenBank genome assembly
GUGUGUUGAUUUGCGAACGGGAUGUCGUGACGACUGACUGUCUUCAUCUCGAGCUCACACACACGAUGUGUGUGCAUUCAUUCGCGCAUACAAGCUGCUAUCAUUAUGAACACCCCCGUCCCCCAUCCCUACCCUGCACAGACAGACAGACAGACAGACAGCUUAGAGUGGAAGGUCAUAAACCGAGUAGAGAGACGCCCGCCUAUUGCACAUGUAUGUAUACACACAGCCAUUCGGAGAGAAAAAGGGCGAGGUAAUCUGCCCACACGCCACGCGCCCUUUGUUGUCUGUCUGUAUAUACACACCCAGCCAGCCGCACUCGAUGGCCGCUCACUGGCAGCAGAAGAGGUGCACAGACGACUGAUGAAUGAGCCGGCUGUGUGUGGCUCACUCAUCUGUCGUGAGUGCGCGACUCAUUGCCAGCAGACCACCAACGUAUGUAUAUGCAUCGAUGAAUAAUAAGAUAGUCAUACCCGCCCUCCCUCCCUCCCACCCUUACUCCCAAGCUACUGGCCGCCUUUCAUGGCGUUCUUGAUGGCACUGUCGACGAGUGACGAGUGUGCGUGCCUCGUCAACAUCCAUCGUGCCACCCAGCUGGGCCAUGAGUGAUCCCCGUAUCUCGCCCUCGUCCUUGCCCUCAGCCCACAUCUCUGAGGCCUGGUAGUAGAUGUGCUGGCGGCGGCGGAUGUUGGUGUUGGUGAUCCUCUGGCCUCUUGCGCCCGCCACCUCCUCCUCCUGCUGCUGCUGCUGCUGCUUGUAGAGGCGGUAGGCUUGUAUGAACUGGAGGCGGGUGUACUGGGGGCCUGUGUUGGGUGCCAUUGGGCCAUCGAUGAGGCCUCGAUGGCCAUGUGUGUG